UCGCUUGGAAACCAACACCAAUUUACAGAUUAUACACCUCCAACGUACCCAUCUGACGAGAUUCAACAACGCCAUUUCCUCAUUGUACAACGACGGUCCAGUACGCAGGAUGGCAUAUGCAUAUCAGUCGGACGCCUUUGACAGACACAAGGUCUUACACCUCCACGGAACCGACGACCGAGUAGUGGCAUAUGCAGCAGCAAGCAACAUCCCGGUUCUACUACCAGACGGUACCCAUGUUGAGCUCGUGACGAUUGAAGAUGCCGGUCAUGAUUUGACGAUCAGCCAAGCUACACUCAUAUUGGAAGAGUUGGAUAGGUUUUUGCCCGGGCCAACUGUACAGGACUGAAGGUACGACAACAUCGCAAUUACUUGUGACGCCAAUGCCGUUACCAAUGAUGCCAUCUGUGUGGGUAAUCGAAGGAAUAUUAGUAUAUGUCCUUGUUGUAGAGAAACAGAA
Molecule: messenger RNA, 460 nt
Organism: Guyanagaster necrorhizus
Lineage: Eukaryota; Fungi; Basidiomycota; Agaricomycetes; Agaricales; Physalacriaceae
Exons: 2
Coding region: 110-349 (79 amino acids)
Source: RefSeq, a predicted model, not a curated record